This is a messenger RNA of Lutzomyia longipalpis, 1050 nucleotides long. RefSeq lists its product as uncharacterized. Bases 204 to 596 code for a protein of 130 amino acids. The transcript is spliced from 3 exons. Lineage: Eukaryota; Metazoa; Arthropoda; Insecta; Diptera; Psychodidae. The record is from RefSeq and is a predicted model, not a curated record.
UUGAAAAGAAAUUAAAAGAAAGUUUCUUGAGCCCUCACCCUUUGAAACUUUUGCUUCACAACAUUCAUUUCUGAUUCAUUCGAUAGUUAACAGUUCACAGUUUAGGCACAAUUUUGACGACACAGACUGAUUUUCCGGAUUUUUCUCAAAAUUCUUGUGAUUUUCUUCCCUACAAAGACGACUGAGUGAGAAAAUAUUGAAAGAUGGAUCGCAAGCCUUUCCGGACGCAUUUUGAGGGGGAACAUUCAGCAAAUGCCGCGGGGCCUUCAAGACCGCCUAGACCACCCGGCUCACGGAUUCCCUAUUUCCCAAUAUUUACAAGAGAGGAGGAUAAGGUUCCAUUUCUCACGGGAGCAAUGCCUGAGUCCAAGAAGGCAACACUCUUGAAUAAAUUGAUUCCUGGCUUUGUGCUGCACGAUAUGCCCCACGAGGGAAUUAAUCUUAUGUUGACUAUCCUCAAGUUUGAUAAGAAUUUCCCCAAUCCUCCUGAUGAUGCACUCGCUCUGUUCGGUAUUACAAAGAAGAGAGCCCGGAAGGCAGCUCAGUCUGCACAAUCCUCUUCUGGGGAUCCAAAACCAGGACCGUCGACAAAGUGAGCAGAAACCAACGAUUUUUAAGCAGAUUGACUUAAUUUUCAAACAUUUGAAUUUAAUAUGAAGAUUUAAAAUAUGAAGCGAACUGAAAAUUAAUAAUUUUUGAGCUUUCCGAAGUUAGAAAUAAGAUUAAGUUAAAAUUAAAACAUUUAGAAAAUUUUGAGAUCCUUUAAAAUAUUUUUAUACUUUUUAUAUAAUUUGUCGUGAAGUUCUUUAAUGUUUUAAAAAAUUUUAAAAGACAAAAGUUAAACACAAACUAUUAAUAACCAUUAAAUAGAUCAGGAUUAAAAUGUAAAAGGAAGAAAAAAACUAGAAAUAAGAACUGGUAGUUAAUCCUCAGAGUGUAAUGAAUUUUUUAAAUGCUUGUUAUUAAAUAGACAUGAUUCAAAAGAUGAAUAACAAACAUGGAAACUGACUGAGAAAUUAAUAAGACAAAUAAAACUUCUUUCUUUAUGAA